UCCACGUGUAGCGCGCCAAAAGUCAAAAAAGGGCAACCGCUGGCUGAAGAACAACCUUCGCACCGCCAACUAAACCAAAAGGAACAGAGGCCGAGCACACAAGCUGAACAGCAGGAAAGCCACGGAGGAUGGCUGCGGGACAGUACAAGUACGACAGCGAGGGGGCCCAGUUCCUUACCUUCCUCCUCACGUUUCUUCUUCUCGCACUCUUGCCCUUGACCUAUUCGCUCUUUGGCUCUUCGUCUGCCAAGAGGGGAGGCAAGCAUGGCGACUUUGACGCCAAGGGACAAAAGGUCGAUGAGAUCAAGCGCAUUCAUCGAAGGAGCCUCUUCAACCCACGCUUGAGCAAGAGGGUCCUCUUCGUCCUGCUCGGCUGGGGCGCCGUGGGCUACCUUGCCCAUCGCAUCGCAAACACCGUGUCGACUUCCUCGCACGCCGUCUAUGAUCCCUUUGAGAUCCUCGGCCUCGCCGCUGGGGCGACGGAGAAGGAGAUCAAGAAGCACUACAAGAAGCUUAGUGUCAAGUUCCACCCGGACAAGAUUCAGCUGGCCGAGAAUCAGACAAAAGAGGAAGUCGAAUCGCAGUUCAUUGACCUCACAAAGGCCUACAAGGCCCUCACCGAUGAGACGAUCCGCAAGAACUUUGAGCUGUACGGUCACCCCGAUGGAAGGCAGGAGAUGAGCAUGGGCAUCGCCCUGCCCGAGUGGGUCAUCGAGUCCCAGAACAACAUCUGGGUCCUGGGCGCCUACGGUCUGGUCUUUGGUCUCGGCCUUCCCUACCUCGUGGCAAGGUGGUGGUAUGGCUCUCGUUCAAGGACAAAGGAUGGCCUGAUCAAUGCCACGGCCCAGUCUUUCUUUCAGCACCUGCGGGAAGACACGCCGCCUGCUCGCAUUCUCGCUCUUGUGGCAAUCUCGGAAGAGCUUCAGGAUCCAGUCCUCAACAAGCGAGGUCAAGGACCACGGGAGAAGGAACUUCAGAGGCUCGAAGCCGAGGUCAGGAAGACACUGAAGGGAUUUGGCGAGCGGUGGCAGUUGAUCGAAAAGUUCCGCACGGAGUCGAUUCGCAAGACGCUCAUCUUGCUUUAUGCUUACCUCUUCCGCAUCGAAACGGACAACAAAUCGCUGACGAGAGACCGUUACGUGAUCGGUGCGAAAGCUGAGAAGCUCCUCAAUGGCAUGCUCCAGAUCGCGUUGGCCCACAACUGGCUGGAUCUCACGAUUCUUUUGAUGGACAUGCUUCAAUGCAUCGUCCAAGCCGUGCCGCCCUCGCCCGAGCACAGGCCUGUAAGCGAGCUGUUGCAGCUGCCUCACCUGACCUCCGACAUGGCAAAUGCUAUCGUGGCGAGCGACGACAAGCUUGGUCCUCUGGGUCUGCAAGGCUUCUGGAACAUGUCAGAUGCCCAUAGACGUAAGGCUCUGAACGGCCUCGACGACCGCAAGUACCAAGAGGCCAUUAAGACCCUUGGUCAAUUUCCGCGCAUCGAGCUCGUUGAUGCUUUCUUCAAGGUCACUGGUGAGAAGAUUGUGACAACAGGUGCCAUUGUACAGGUUGUUAUCAAGAUUCGCACGCUCCCCUUCCAGCGCGAUGGCACUCUCCUCUUCGAGGGCGUCCGGCCGGGCUCAGAUACGGCGCGUCGCGAUGGGGAGUCAGAUGUUCGACCCAGUGGGGAAGACGACAUCGAGACGAAGCUGGAACACCUCAUCGGCAGAGGCGACCGCAACGGAGGGUCCGACUCAGAGGGCAAGCAGGCAGUUGGCUUUGCACGGGCGCCCUACUUUGUCGAGGACCGCAAGCCCUCGUGGUGGGUGAUGCUCGGCGAUCUGAAGCAGUCGAGGAUCAUUGUGCAGCCGACAAAGGUGACGGACGUGGGCCCCGACAAGAUUCGGACCUACUCUGUCCAAUUCCAGGCGCCGCCGCAAGCGGGCAUGUACACGUUCGUGGCCAUGAUCAAGAGCGACUCGUACCUGGGAAGCGAGGCUCAAAUGAGCGUCAAGCUCAAGAUUGAGGACCCCAGCGCACUCGAGGAGAGCGACAUCGAGGAUGACAUCAGUGAACCUGAUGAGGACACAUUGGCGGGUCAGAUGGCCAUGAUGAGGGGAGACAAAGUCAAAACGGCGCGGAGCGGCGAUGACGAUGAUGAGAGCGGCACCGAUGAUGACGAGGAGGGCGAGGACGAGGAGAGCGAGAGCGAU
Acaromyces ingoldii is the source of this 2192-nucleotide messenger RNA. RefSeq lists its product as hypothetical. Gene Ontology annotation, biological process: SRP-dependent cotranslational protein targeting to membrane; post-translational protein targeting to endoplasmic reticulum membrane. The annotation marks the transcript as partial. The record is from RefSeq and is a predicted model, not a curated record. Gene Ontology annotation, molecular function: RNA binding; transmembrane protein transporter activity. The transcript has 7 exons. Gene Ontology annotation, cellular component: Sec62/Sec63 complex. NCBI's taxonomy places the organism in Eukaryota, Fungi, Basidiomycota, Exobasidiomycetes, Exobasidiales, Cryptobasidiaceae.